AUGGCUGGCUUAUCCACAUUAUUAAUUCAUGCUGAUGAUGGUGUUAGCGACCAUGUUACAGACGUCGCACCACCGAUAAAUGUUUCAACUACUUUUAGAUAUGAUAACGAUAACUUGGUACUGCCAGAGGGAGAUUGCGAUGGAUAUGCGACCGAAGGAGCUCCAGUUUAUUCUAGGGAAGGUCAUCCCAAUUCUAAUAGGUGUGGAUCCAUCCUUUCCCAUGCUUUAAAUGGGUAUGCAGUGGCAUAUAAUUCUGGUCUCAGUGCUUUUGGAGCAGCAUUGACGCAUUAUAAUCCAAAGAGGCUAUUCAUUGGACAAAGUUACCAUGGAUGUCAUAAAUUGGCAGAUAUCUGGGUCCGCAAUUAUGGUUUAUUAAAAUUGGGUCUUGAUGAGAUAGAGGAACGUGCACAGCCAGGAGAUAUGGUGCACAUUGAAUCUCCUAUGAAUCCCUACGGGACGGCGGUGGACAUUGAGGAAUAUGUUUCGAAGGGACACAAGAAAGGCGCUAUCGUUAUGAUUGAUUCCACAUUUGCACCUCCCCCGUUACAAAAUGCCUGGGAGUUUGGCGUUGAUAUCCUGAUGCAUUCCUGCACAAAGUAUUUAGGUGGUCAUUCGGACUUGCUUGGUGGCGUACUUGUAGUGAAAGAUAAAGCAGUAUUUCGCCAAUUGGUUGCGGAUCGCAUAUAUCUAGGCACCAACAUUGCAAACUUAGAUUCUUAUUUAUUGAUACGUUCUUUGAGGACAUUAGAGCUCAGAGUCAUGAAACAGAGUGAUACUGCAACCAAGUUAGUAGCCUACCUAAAGCAGCAUAUUUCUGAGUUUAGUGAUGUUCUUUCGGAGAUCCGUCACACAUCAUUACAGCAAGAAGAGUUUGUUAAGAAACAAUUGGCUGGGGGGCAUACCCCAGUGUUUUCAAUAAUGCUUAAAACUGUAGAUCAGUGCAGGGAAUUACCUAAGAAACUAAAGUUUUUCCAUCAUGCAACGUCUUUUGGAGGAGUAGAGUCCCUUAUUGAAUGGAGAGCUCUUUCUGACCCUGAGAUAGAAAAAACACUAGUCAGAGUCUCUGUGGGGUGUGAAGAUCAUAAUGACUUGAUCAAUGACCUCGCGAACGCUUUGAGGUAUUUGCAGACUCAAGUAACUAACUAA
Eremothecium cymbalariae DBVPG#7215 is the source of this 1146-nucleotide messenger RNA. Its product is annotated as putative cystathionine beta-lyase. Gene Ontology annotation, molecular function: carbon-sulfur lyase activity; pyridoxal phosphate binding. Lineage: Eukaryota; Fungi; Ascomycota; Saccharomycetes; Saccharomycetales; Saccharomycetaceae. Bases 1 to 1146 code for a protein of 381 amino acids. The transcript has a single exon. The record is from RefSeq and is a predicted model, not a curated record. Gene Ontology annotation, cellular component: cytoplasm. Gene Ontology annotation, biological process: transsulfuration.